UAUAAUGAAUCUUAUACCUUUUUUAUAUUCUGUGAUAGUAUGAUUGCUGUGAUUAUUGUACUUUGUGAUUGUGUGGUUGCUUUGAGGAUACAAUGUGAUGUGAUCAAUUCCUUGUAUUUCAAUUAAAAGUUUGGUAAUGGAAAAACAGUACUUCUCAGUGUUUUGAGACAAUAAAAGAACAACCAUCAUUCUACAGUGGAUGUAUAUAUGAUGUUUUUAUACAUUCAUCCAUAUGACAGGAAAGAUGUUUAUUUACUAUCAUUUACUAUACAUUUCAUUCAUAAAGUGGUGUUUGUUAUUACCAAUUCUUAUACAACUAUAUAGAAAGAACUGAAAUGAAAUUUUUGGGGGCAACAGGGAUAUAUUCUGCUUCUGCUGUUCAGCAAUGUGCAAUAAGUAGACCUAGUAAAUGGUAGCAUUAAAACAUAGGAUUGCCCUAGAAAAUAUAUACCCUUCGUAUUCUGAGGAAAUGGAAUAGUGAUAUAAAAUAGUUAAUCCCAGUAAACAUGGAAAUGGGGGUACGUGUAUUGCCUAAGAAGCGUAAAUUUGAUCCAUCUGAACUGGAAGAAAAUACUCCUCAGAGUGGUUAUACCCCUGUGUCAGUAGUGCAGUGUUCCAGUAUAAUGUCAGCACCUCAAGCCACUGCUGUGGAUUAUUCUGUUCCCCAACGUUUCACAACUCAAGUGAAUGGAAUAUAUGAACAAAUUAAUACCAAGCAAAAUAUUGUUGAUCUCAGUGAGUGGUGCAAUCAUAGAGUUUUAUCUAGACAAGGCGAUUGGUAUUACCCUGGUGUAAUUCGAGAAGCAAGUGGCUCCAAUAUAUCUGUUGCCUUGGAUGGAAAAGAAGAAAAGCUAAUAAUGUAUGAAAAUGUUUUUGAUAAUGAAUGCUACAAUGUGAUAGGAGAUGCAAGUCCAUCAUUCGACCAAAUAUCUUUAGGAACUCGGGUUUGUGUACGUCACAAUCAAAGCAUGUUUGUUGAGGGUGUAGUUUGCAGUAUCCUAGAAGGACAGCCAGUACGAUUCGUUGUUGCUCUUAUCGGGGAGACAUCUCUUGAAUUGACUGUAAAAAGGGCUGAUUUAAGAUUACUUCGUCCUCCAUGGUGGGAUGAAUUAGAGAAUAUAGAACCACCAAUGGAUAAUCUCAUGCAGCCAACGGCUAUGGAUUACUGUAGAGUUAAUCAAAUUUCUCCCACUCAAUUGCACACACCGGUUUCUGUGAGCACUCCUUUAUCAAAUGGCAGAAAUUAUGAUGAUUUCUGUGAAAGUGAAGACGAACUCAGACAAGAUAACAUUACAUUCAACGCUGAAGUAGAUGCAAAACUUUCUGGUAGUAGUAAGCGUAGCAGUAUGCAUAGUAGAGGUAGUUCUUCAAGUAGUAUUACACCACGAUCUCAACCCACUACACCUCGAAGUCAAGCUGCUACUCCUCAUAAGUAUAAAAAAGGUGAUGUUGUAUCGAAUCCGAAUGGCAUCAGGAAAAAAUUCAACGGUAAACAAUGGAGACGGUUGUGUUCUAAAGAUGGAUGUACUAAAGAGAGUCAACGUAGAGGAUAUUGUUCACGUCAUCUCAAUUUGAAAGGCAAUAGCCUUCGAAGUGGGCAUUUUCCUAGAUCUAAUAGUAAAGGAGAAGGCGAAGAAACUUCCAGAGAUUCAGAGACUUCACCUAAUUGUGGUGAUCGAAGAAUGACUGGACGAUUCGACCAAGAAGAGACUGAAGCUGCUAAUAUGUUGG
This is a messenger RNA of Leptinotarsa decemlineata (Colorado potato beetle), 1731 nucleotides long. RefSeq names its product protein capicua homolog. The record is from RefSeq and is a predicted model, not a curated record. Lineage: Eukaryota; Metazoa; Arthropoda; Insecta; Coleoptera; Chrysomelidae.